Messenger RNA from Camellia sinensis, 708 nucleotides. Lineage: Eukaryota; Viridiplantae; Streptophyta; Magnoliopsida; Ericales; Theaceae. The record is from RefSeq and is a predicted model, not a curated record.
AUGACGGGGCCCCUCGAUGCAAGAAGACAAGAUAAACGAUGUGAGUAUCAUAAAGACCAUGGUCACGACACCGAUAGUUGUUUUUCUUUUAGAGAUCACCUGGAAGAAUUGGUGCAAGACGGCCGUCUUACACAAUACGUCCGAAAGAACAAUUCAACAAAUACAGUAGCUCUACGGCCGGAGUCACCCCCUCUUGGUGUAAUCCAUAUGAUAUAUAGCUUGCCGGCACCAAGUAAGGUGCACACAAUCCAGUUGCCAUCUAGCACACAUAGCUCCAUGACACUAGCGAAACGGCCACACGACACUAGAAGGAUUAGUUUCGAUGACAGUGAUUUAGUUGGAGUGACCCACACCCACACUGAUCCCCUCAUCAUCGUGCUACAUGAAAAUAGAUUCACCAUUGAGCAUGUCCUCAUGGACCAGGGCAGCACUUCGGAGAUAAUGUAUUACAAAACUUUUGUCAAACUUGGUUUUACCGAUUCGGACCUGUCUUCGGCUGAUUACCCGUUAUUCAGCUUCAAUGCUAACCUGGAGUAUCCUUUAGGUAAGAUCACACUACCUGUACGGGCCGACACCAGACCAGUAGACAUGGAAUUUCUGGUUGUCAAGCUCCCUUCGCCGUAUAAUCUGAUCAUGGGCAGAACUUGGUUACAUACAAUGCAAGCCGUGCCAAGCACCUACCACCAGUUGCUCUGCUUUCUGACCUAA